Bactrocera tryoni is the source of this 1980-nucleotide messenger RNA. RefSeq names its product chitin deacetylase 1 (gene ChLD3). Lineage: Eukaryota; Metazoa; Arthropoda; Insecta; Diptera; Tephritidae. The record is from RefSeq and is a predicted model, not a curated record. Bases 189 to 1916 code for a protein of 575 amino acids. Gene Ontology annotation, molecular function: protein binding; chitin binding. Gene Ontology annotation, biological process: carbohydrate metabolic process. Gene Ontology annotation, cellular component: extracellular region. The transcript has 7 exons.
GAUUGGUGUAAAUAAAGUACGUGUCUUCAUAUAUGCAUAUGCUUACAUAUAUGGAAUAGUGUCCGGAAGUGAAUUGUGUAAAUCAAUAACGGACUUGUGUUUAAGUUCUGCACGAAAUAGGCUUAAAAUAUUGUUCUGUUAUGCUGACGACCCAGUAAAUAUUUUGAAACGAAAAAGUGCCGCAAAUUAUGCCACAACCAAGGUCGAAUUUCAACAAUAGUGUUCAAACUGUUGACAAUCCAAUUUGUGAUGAUGUUAAUGACACUGUGAUGGCUAAUGACAUGCAUUUGCGAAAUACAAUGGUUACUCUAAAUUCCUACAGGUUCACUACGCAGCUGCGGCAUUCAUUGUUGAUGGUGUUUAUUUUGCUAACCAGUUUGAAUGCCAAACAAUUUGCACAAUCUUCUAAUUUGUUUAAACGUAAUACACGGCCCAGUAUAGAAUGUUUGAAAAAUGAUCGUUUCUAUCGUGAUCCGCAUCGACCGGUACAUAAGAUUUGGACCAACACUGAAUGUUCAAGGUACUUCCUUUGUUUAGAUGGUGACGUUUUUGAAUUCAAAUGCUCGGAGGGGUUAUUAUUUGAUGUUGUCAGACAAAUUUGUGAUUUUAAGCAGAAUGUGGAUAACUGUGAUAUUACUGCAGAAAAACAAAUCCCAAAACCACUAUUGGAAAAAGGUGGAUGCAAAGACAAAACACAUUUAAGUUGCGCAGACGGCACUUGUCUACCAAGCGAAUAUUUUUGUGAUGGAUCCGUUGAUUGUCCAGAUGAAUCCGAUGAGGGUUGGUGCGAUAUGGAUAAUGACCCCAAUGCUGCUAUUUCAUGUGACAUGCGUAAAUGCCAUUUACCCGACUGUUUCUGCUCUAAAGAUGGUACACAAAUACCAGGACAAUUAAGCCCAAAUAUGGUCCCACAAAUGAUAACGUUAACGUUUGACGAUGCAGUGAAUUUUGAAAACUUCGAUUUAUAUACAAAACUUGUGUUUAAUCCAAAUAACCGUAAUCCAAAUGGCUGCUCAAUUAAAGGCACAUUUUUUGUCUCACAUCAGUAUACAAAUUACCAAUUUGUGCAGAAACUAUGGAACGACGGUCACGAAAUUUCUGUACACUCUGUAACACACCGCGGACCGGAGAUGUGGUGGACAAAAAAUGCUACUAUUGAGGACUGGUUUGAUGAAAUGGUUGGUCAAGCAAACAUUCUAAAUCGUUUUGCGAAUAUACGAAUGGAAGAUAUUAGAGGCAUGCGUGUACCAUUUCUUCGUAUUGGCUGGAAUAGACAAUUUUUAAUGAUGAAAGAGUUUGGUUUUGUUUACGAUGCUUCGAUGGUGGCCCCUUUUAGUAAUCCCCCACUUUGGCCUUAUACCCUGGACUUUAAAAUGCCUCAUAGGUGUACAGGCAUCAAUCAGAAUUGCCCGUCUAGAAGUUAUCCAGGCAUUUGGGAGAUUGUGAUAAAUCAGUUAGAAGUAGGCGACUUCACAUGUGGUAUGAUAGAUAGUUGCCCAUCUCAAUUGAAUGGCGACGAUGUGUAUCGCAUGCUAAGCCAUAAUUUUAAACGACAUUAUUUGUCGAACCGUGCUCCACUCGGAAUAUAUUUCCACGCAACAUGGUUUAAUAAUAAUAAUUACUUGGAGGCAUUUUUGCGUUUUAUGGAUGACAUGCAACAGCUAACGGACGUAUAUUUUGUCACACAACAGCAAGUUAUCCAAUGGAUGCGACGACCAACAAUUACUUCAAACUUAAAUACAUUUGAGCCAUGGGGUUGUAAACCACGUCAGUGGGAAUCUAAGGAAGUAGUUUGCAGUAUCCCAAAUACUUGUAAACUACGAAGUCGCGUCUUGCAGCAAGAUAGAUAUUUAUAUACUUGUAACGAAUGCCCAAUACAAUAUCCUUGGAUACGCAAUGAAUUUGGUUUAGAUUAGUAUAUCUUAUUGUUAUAUUAUUUACCGUAUUUUUAUACCAUAUAAAUAUUAAAUUAAAUAUGAA